Messenger RNA from Dendrobium catenatum, 760 nucleotides. RefSeq names its product rab3 GTPase-activating protein non-catalytic subunit-like. The transcript is spliced from 4 exons. The record is from RefSeq and is a predicted model, not a curated record. NCBI's taxonomy places the organism in Eukaryota, Viridiplantae, Streptophyta, Magnoliopsida, Asparagales, Orchidaceae. The annotation marks the transcript as partial. Gene Ontology annotation, biological process: regulation of GTPase activity.
GAUCCUAAUAAGGCUACCAUGCUUAAUGAUAUCAACUUUCAGACAUUUGGCUGCAUUUCCUACAGCAUAUUUGUGGCAGCGUCACCUUUGACAUGCUUGAAGGAUUCACCAAGGAAAGGAGAGAAACUUGCCGUCAGCCCUAGUGGUACAUUAGCUGCUAUAACAGAUUCUCUUGGCAGGAUUCUUUUGCUGGAUACUCAAGCACUUGUUGUUGUUCGACUUUGGAAGGGUUACCGGGAAGCAUCUUGUCUUUUUAUGGAGGCAAUGAUUGACAAAGACAAAGCGUCAACUAGUUCAAACUACCCUGGACUUAGAAAAAAUGACUACUACUUAUGUUUAGCAAUUCAUGCACCACGUAAAGGGAUUAUUGAGAUUUGGAAGAUGCGAACUGGACCUCGGCUGCUUACUGUGCAAUGCCCCAAAGGAAGCAUAAUUCUGCAACCUUCAACCAGGUCUGUGGCAUCAAGUUCAUCAACCUACAAUCCUCUUGAGGUUUUCUUACUGAAUGGAGAUUCUGGACAGCUGUCAGUAUUGAACAGAUCAAUUAGUUAAACAAAUCCUUUGAUAUCAUUAUUCAAUAAAAAUAUAUUAUAAUUAAAUAUAUUAAAAAUCUACAAGACUGAUAUUACAUUUUUUUAAUUUUUUUUCUUUCCCUGGUGUGAGAGUGUAAUCAUAUUUAAUUAUUUAUACAGUAAUAUCUCAUUGUUCUACUAUUAAUUUGUUUUUGUUCUCAGUGUUUAACUUAAAUUUCUUUUGUCAA